Scedosporium apiospermum is the source of this 1806-nucleotide messenger RNA. Its product is annotated as GMC oxidoreductase. Bases 1 to 1806 code for a protein of 601 amino acids. Gene Ontology annotation, biological process: secondary metabolite biosynthetic process. Gene Ontology annotation, molecular function: flavin adenine dinucleotide binding; oxidoreductase activity, acting on CH-OH group of donors. Lineage: Eukaryota; Fungi; Ascomycota; Sordariomycetes; Microascales; Microascaceae. The transcript has 2 exons. The record is from RefSeq and is a predicted model, not a curated record.
AUGAAGCUCGGUCUCAUUCUAGCCUUAUCGGCUGCCGUCUUGGCUAAGCCGAAGAAGAAGUGUGACGAUGUAUAUGACUAUAUCGUCGUCGGAGGCGGUACAGCCGGCGUAGCCGUCGCCGCCCGCCUCAGCUCAGGCCUCCCCGACGCGCGCAUCCUCCUCCUCGAGGCCGGGCCCGCCGCCCCCGAUGAGCUCCGCAUCAACAUCCCCGGCAUGCGCGGCACCACCCUCGGCACCGUGUACGACUGGAACUUCACCUCCGUGGCCCAGCCCUCCGUCAACAACCGCGUGUUCAGCUACAACCGCGGUCGCGUUCUCGGCGGGUCUUCGGCUCUCAACUUGAUGUCGUACGACCGCGCCGCUGCCGCUGAGUAUGACGCGUGGGAGGAGCUGGGAAAUCCCGGGUGGAACUGGGACUCGAUGAUUGAGGCGAUGAAGAAGUCGGAGACGUUUACGGGAAAGAACACGGAGACGUAUGGUAGCGAGGGCGUGGGAGACAGCGGGCCCGUGCAGGCCGUUGUGAACAGAUUCGUGCCCGUGCAGCAGGACACGUUCAUCCCAACUCUCAAUGGCCUGGGCGUGUCGUCCAACCUCGAGUCGUUGGGCGGCGAUCCUCUCGGCGUCAUGUUCCAGCCUAGCAGCAUCGACCCGGUCCCCUGGAACAGGUCAUACUCUGCCAACGCCUACCUGCCCAUCGCGGGGUCCAACCUCCACGUCGUCACCGACACCACCGUCGCCAAGGUCAACCUCGCCAAGUCCGGAAAGAAGCAGCGCGCCACGGGCGUCACGCUCCUCGACGGCACCGUCGUCCGCGCCAACAAGGAGGUCAUCCUCUCGGCCGGCUCCGUCCAGUCCCCCGUGCUCCUCGAACUUUCUGGUAUCGGUUCCUCUAAGGUCCUAAAGGCCGCCAAGAUUAAGCAGCUCGUUGACCUCCCCGGUGUGGGAGAGAACCUCCAGGAUCACCUGCGCAUCCAGACCUCGUACCAGCUCAAGCCGGGAUACAUCUCCUUUGAUAACUUCCGCGCCAAUUCUUCCUACGCCGCUGAGCACCUUGCGCUGUGGCUCGCCGGUCAACGCUCCCACUACAUGUACACGGGUUCCGGCUACGCCUUUAUGAACUGGGACCAGGUCCUCGCUGACAACGGCACCGAUAUCCGUGCCCGCGCUCAGGCUGCCGCCGCUGCUGACCCGCAUCCCGUCACGCAGAAGAAGAUUGAUUUCCUCUCCGACUCCACCAUCCCCCAGCUCGAGCUCAUCUUCUCCGACGGCUACACCGGCGUCAAGGGAUACCCCGCCGCCACCUCUCCCCUCUUCGGCCAGCAAUUCUUCACCCUCAUCGCGGGCCUCAUGCACCCCCUCGCCCGCGGCAGCAUCCACAUCAACACCGCCAACCCCAGCGCCACUGCUAACCCCGUCAUCAAUCCCAACUUCUUCAACAACCCCCACGAUCUCCAGGCCAUCGUCGAGGCCGUCAAGUACUGCCGUCGCGCUGCCACUACUGAGCCCAUGGCUUCCCUUUGGGAUAACGAGUAUGAGCCCGGCUUCGAUGUCGUCGAUGGCUCCGAUGAGCAGUGGAAGGCUUUUGCGCUCAGCACCGCCCUUAGCAUCUUCCACCCCGUCGGCACUUGCUCAAUGCUUCCCAAGGCUGACGGCGGUGUUGUUGAUCCUAAGCUCAAGGUUUACGGCACCGAUAACCUGAGGGUUGUCGAUGCUAGUGUUAUUCCUCUGCUUAUUUCCGCUCAUAUCCAGACUGCCAUUUAUGGUAUUGCGGAGAUUGCUGCCGAUAUCAUCAUUGACGAGGCAUAA